This is a messenger RNA of Cloeon dipterum, 847 nucleotides long. Its product is annotated as tRNA-specific adenosine deaminase 2. The transcript is spliced from 2 exons. Gene Ontology annotation, cellular component: nucleus; cytoplasm. The record is from RefSeq and is a predicted model, not a curated record. Gene Ontology annotation, biological process: tRNA wobble adenosine to inosine editing. Gene Ontology annotation, molecular function: tRNA-specific adenosine-34 deaminase activity. Lineage: Eukaryota; Metazoa; Arthropoda; Insecta; Ephemeroptera; Baetidae. The coding region runs from base 76 to 732 and encodes 218 amino acids.
AAAUCUCUCAUUGUAAAUAAACUUGACCAUGCUGUUUAGAACGUGGAAAUCGCAUCUCACGGUUUUUGAAGUUUUAUGAGAGUGUUCGGUCGUAAAUAUUGUAUGUACUAUAAUAUAAAGAUAAAGAUGAAUAUUAUUUCUGAAGAUGAAUCGACAGCAAUCCUGCCGUGCACUAAGGCACGCAGCUCUCCUUCUCCUGGCUCUUCGCCACCUCCUAAUAAGCGAUGCUUAAAAGAGGAUGAUGUCUUCAUGGAAAGAGCCUUCAAACAAGCCCGACUCGCCUUGUCAGAAGGCGAGGUUCCCGUAGGUUGUGUGUUCGUCCAAGACGAUCAGCACGUGAUUUGCGAAGGCAGAAAUGCAACCAACAACAAAUUGACUGGAGAAGCACACGCCGAAAUCAAGUGCAUAGACCAAAUUCUGGCACUAAAUUCUAAAACCGACUGGAGCCGAGUGAGCCUCUAUGUGACUGUUGAACCCUGCAUCAUGUGUGCAGCAGCCCUGAAAAUGCUAGGUGUUGGAAAAAUUGUGUUUGGGUGCCAUAACCCAAGGUUUGGAGGGAUGGGCACAGUGCUUGACGCUAUGAGUGUGGCUUGCUCUUGUCGAAGUCCCUACAUAAGGUCUGACGUUCGCUCAGAAGAAGCUGUUGAACUCUUAAAAGAAUUUUAUGCUGGAACAAAUCCAUCUGCUCCGGAAGAUAAAGUUAAGAAGAAAAAGAGAGUAGAGCACAGAUGAUUGAAAGAAACUAUAAUUCUUCCUGAACUACACUCUUAAUUUUACUUAUUACAUUUAAACAAAUUUCAGAAAUAAAAGUUACACUAAUCCACAAUUUUCAUUGGGUUAAAUUAAG